GUGUGUGUGUGUGUGUGUGUGACCUGAGGCCGGUGUUGUCCUCCUCCACAGAGGUUGGAUAGAAAAUGGAGUAUGUGCCUUUAAGGCGGCCGACUGCCUGUCGCUUUUUGCUGCGGAGAGACUGACGCCCUCUGGACACAGUGGACACUUGAGCGGCGGCUGAACACCAUCCUGGAGAAGUUCAAAGAGACAACAGCCACUCUCCCUCUUAAAAAGAAAAGUCUUGGACUUGUUAACGGCGUUGUGGUGUUUCCAGUGCCGUGCUGGUGAGCCGUCAGGAUGAGGCCUGGUCAGCUGAUCCUCCCUGCCGCCGCCGCUCUCCUCUUCCUCCUAUCAGGACUGUCUCUGACCUCUGGCUGCAACAAAGCCCUGUGUGCGAGCGACGUCAGCAAGUGUCUCAUCCAGGAGCUGUGCCAGUGUCGUCCGUCUGAUGGGAACUGUUCAUGCUGUAAAGAGUGCAUGCUGUGUCUGGGGAACCUUUGGGAAGAGUGCUGCGACUGUGUGGGGAUGUGUAACCCCAAGAACUACAGCGACACGCCGGCCACGUCGAAGAGCACCGUGGAGGAGCUGCACCGUCCGAUCCCCUCGCUGUUCCGCGCCCUCACAGAAGGCGACGCGCCGAUCAACAUGAUGGUGGUGUCCUUCCCCGUCGCCGAGGAGCUCUCCCAUCACGAGAACCUGGUGUCCUUCCUGGAGUCGCUCGACAGCCAGCAGCAGAACGUCUCCGUGCCUGGCAACAGCAUCCACGCCAGCUACGACACUCAAGAAAACAUGUGCACAGUGGUCUACUUUGAUGACUGCGUGUCUAUCCGUCAAUGUAAACUAUACUGUGAGUCAAUGGGAGGAUCCAAGUACCGCUGGUUUCACAACGCCUGCUGCCAGUGCAUCGGACCAGAGUGUGUGGACUACGGCAGCAAGGCUGUGAAGUGCAUGAACUGUCUCUUCUGAAGUGCGGGCACAUAUUUGUACCAAAUGUCUGGGCCAUACCAGAGGACUGAGGACAGAGGAAACUAUGACUGUUAUGUGUUAGCAUUCCUCAGUUACCUUGUAAAAUACCCCCUACACCCCUCCUCCUACCCCUGCAAAUUGUUUUUAUUCUGCUGUUAUGUUUCACUGUGUAUAUUUUUAGAUAUGUUUCAAUAGUGUUUUUUUUACUAGAGGUGUAUAUGAAUAACGUAUUUUUACAAUUAUGGUCUGCUUAAUGUCAGUCUCAUGCCAAAUAAAGAAAAGUUUGGUGACAUGGACUGUUUUGCCUCACA
Molecule: messenger RNA, 1259 nt
Organism: Perca fluviatilis (European perch)
Lineage: Eukaryota; Metazoa; Chordata; Actinopteri; Perciformes; Percidae
Gene: twsg1a
Product: twisted gastrulation BMP signaling modulator 1a
Exons: 5
Coding region: 280-948 (222 amino acids)
Biological process (GO): regulation of BMP signaling pathway
Source: RefSeq, a predicted model, not a curated record